CCUCUUAGGGGGAAGUCAGGCAGGCAGGCAGGCAGGCAGUCGUUAGGCAGGUCGGCCGCCCGCCCGGCAGCCAGUCAGCCAGCCAGCCAGUCAGCCAGCCAGUCAGGCAGUCAGGCAGUCAGGUGCGCGCCCGCCCGCCCGCCCGCCCGCCGCCACAGGCAAGAUGGCCGAUGUGGAGGACCAGCUGUCGGACGACGAGAAGGUACGCAUAGCAGCAAAAUUCAUCAUUCAUGCCCCUCCUGGAGAAUUUAAUGAGGUGUUUAAUGAUGUCCGAUUACUGCUUAAUAAUGAUAAUCUUCUCAGGGAAGGAGCAGCCCAUGCCUUUGCACAGUAUAACGUGGACCAGUUUACACCAGUAAAAGUUGAAGGCUAUGAUGAACAGGUAUUAAUAACCGAGCAUGGUGACUUGGGAAAUGGAAAAUUUUGGGAUCCCAAAAACCGGGUCUCCUUCAAAUUUGAUCACUUAAGAAAGGAAGCCACUGAUCCGAGACCCCAGGAACCAGAAAAUGCAGUAGAAUCAUGGAGACACUCGGUUGAAACUGCUAUGCGAGCUUACGUGAAAGAGCAUUAUCCCAAUGGCGUCUGCACUGUGUACGGUAAAACGAUUGACGGACAGCAAACCAUUAUUGCCUGCAUAGAAAGCCAUCAGUUUCAAGCAAAAAACUUUUGGAAUGGCCGUUGGCGGUCAGAAUGGAAGUUUACAAUCACUCCUUCAACCACUCAGGUGGUGGGAAUCUUGAAAAUACAGGUUCACUAUUAUGAAGAUGGUAAUGUUCAACUAGUGAGCCAUAAAGAUAUCCAGGAUUCUCUAACUGUGUCUAAUGAAGUUCAAACAGCAAAAGAAUUUAUAAAGAUUGUAGAAGCUGCAGAAAAUGAGUACCAGACUGCCAUCAAUGAGAAUUACCAAACCAUGUCAGACACUACCUUCAAGGCCUUACGUCGACAGCUGCCAGUCACGCGCACUAAGAUUGACUGGAAUAAGAUCCUCAGCUACAAGAUUGGGAAGGAAAUGCAAAAUGCUUAAUAUGAACAUUGCAUGACUGGAUCGUUUUAGUGUCCUUGUGUACCAAUCCAGAUUAUUACAAAAAGUAUUCGGGAUCGGGGAGCCUCCUAGCCGAGAGUGGUCUUUUGCCUUGGAAAAAUCAUUGUAAUGGAGUAGUUUGGUUAGAGCACGGAGCUUAGCUAAUGACCCUUUUUCUUUUUCAAUUUCUUGGUUCCUUGGGUUCAGAGAGGGUUGCAAAUCAAUUUAGUUGAAAAUCUCUUAGUUUCCACUGCACCUCCCCCCCCCCCCUUAAAUUACAGAGAUUUGGGGUAAAGAUUAUGGGUUGGAAAACGAUUUCGUCGUACUGUAACCCUGUAAAUGAAGUAUGUUGCGUUACUGAAGAAGGCAACUACUGAAAUUUGCUGGAUCUUCAAAGGGAUCAUUGAUGGACUUUUGGAGUUUCAGGUGAUUAAUGCUGCUGAAGAAAUUGUCUGGCUCCCACCAUACCUCCUCCAUGCCGUAAGAUCAGUUUGGAGGGAAAGCGUUCUCUCUAUGAAUUUGAUUUAUACCUUUCUGACUAGUUAUUUAGCUAGCUUAGUGUUUAACUGAACUGUUUUUUAAACAAGGCCAUGGUCUAAUGCUGUUUUAAGAUUUUGAAAUUAAAUGAAAACACUUAUUUCAAAAUGCAUUUAAUGCUUGGUUUCAGUGACAGUUACUCAAAUGAGCUCAGUUUCCAUCUGCCCUUGAGACAUUUUUUAUCAUGCAGCCACAAGUGUAUUAUAACAAGGCAAAUUGUAAUAUAUAAUCCUGUACUCAUGACUGUGUCUCAGUUUAUUUUUUUCCCUUGGAUUGAAAUGUACUAAAAUUCAAUGUGACAUUAAAAUGCAAAUUUUCUAUUUAUUGGAGUAGAGCCUCACUUCCCGAUGAGUAAUGGACUGUUGAAAAUACUGUCUCUGGAUUUUGUGGCUCGCCGCUGCUUGUAAAUCAGAAAAACUGGAAGUGCUUAUGAUAUGCUGGAGCCUUUAAUGUUUUGCUCUUCCUUUGGAUAUACAAUGUGCAUGUUCUAAUACUAGAAAUCGUAGGUGCCUGUUGGUUUUUGCAGCUGGCAGUGGAAUGAGUUUCUAGUUUGACUUAUUGGCCUAGCAGUCCAUCAGUUCCUCCCCUUCAUUGGGAUCCUUCCUCAGAUUUCUUAGGGCUGGAAAAUCUUUUUUUUUAAGAAACCGUGAAGAAUAUGUACGUGAAAGUCUUCCUUUGCCUUGAAAUGUCCAGAUUGUGUUAAAUUCUAAGACCUCUAUUUCUUCAACCCUGUGUUUUUUGUUUUAUUUCAGAAGUCUUGAAAAUCUGUUUUGAAA
This is a messenger RNA of Ornithorhynchus anatinus (platypus), 2334 nucleotides long. It is a transcript of the gene CAPZA2, whose product is annotated as capping actin protein of muscle Z-line subunit alpha 2. Gene Ontology annotation, molecular function: actin filament binding. The record is from RefSeq and is marked inferred. Gene Ontology annotation, cellular component: actin cortical patch; F-actin capping protein complex. Lineage: Eukaryota; Metazoa; Chordata; Mammalia; Monotremata; Ornithorhynchidae. Gene Ontology annotation, biological process: actin cytoskeleton organization; barbed-end actin filament capping.